Messenger RNA from Lethenteron reissneri (Far Eastern brook lamprey), 1884 nucleotides. Its product is annotated as interferon regulatory factor 8-like. Gene Ontology annotation, molecular function: protein binding; RNA polymerase II cis-regulatory region sequence-specific DNA binding; DNA-binding transcription factor activity, RNA polymerase II-specific. The record is from RefSeq and is a predicted model, not a curated record. Gene Ontology annotation, biological process: immune system process; regulation of transcription by RNA polymerase II. Gene Ontology annotation, cellular component: nucleus. NCBI's taxonomy places the organism in Eukaryota, Metazoa, Chordata, Hyperoartia, Petromyzontiformes, Petromyzontidae.
AUGCAGAGGACACACGCGGCUGGCUGUGCCGCCUACCGCCUGCGCCACUGGAUCACGGACCAGGUGGACGGCGGCAAGUACCCGGGCCUGGCGUGGGAGGACGAGGCGCGCAGCACGUUCCGCAUCCCGUGGAAGCACGCGAGCAAGAAGGAGUACAGGCACGAGGAGGAUGCCGCCGUCUUCAAGGCGUGGGCCAUCUUCAAGGGCAAGUACCGAGCGGGCGAGGACCGUGCGGACGCGAGCACGUGGAAGACGCGUCUGCGCUGCGCCCUCAACAAGAGCCCCGACUUCCAGGAGCUGAGCGACCGCAGCCAGACGGCGAGCGGCGACGCGUUCAAGGUGUACCGCAUCCUGCCCGAGGAGAGCACCACGCGAUGUGACUGUGCCCGCGACAGCGAUGAGAUCAUGCCGCCAGAAGAACCUGAAGAGAACCAGGAGGUGUCCAUGGCAGUGAUGGAAUCGGCGCCCUGGUGUUACAGCCCUGAAAUGCUGCUCAACUUCCCAGGCUACUACAUCAUCGACGUGCGGUUCUUCUACAAGGGCGCGCUGGUGAGCGAGCAGUGGGCCUCGCGCUUGUGCCGCGUGGGCCACCGCGCGCCGGCGGUGCACGACCCCAGCGUGUACGGCCCCAGCGACGCCGCUCAGCUCCUCUUCCCGCCGCCGGCGUCGGCCCUCGCCGCUCCGGGCGACGCGAGGCAGCGGGCCCACACGGAGACUCUGCUCGCCAACGUGGAGCGCGGCGUGCUGCUGAGCGUGACGGGAGAAGGCCUCUUCGCCCAGCGCCUCUGCCGGGCGCAAGUCUUCUGGUCGGGCCCCUGCGCCGAGACGCCGCCCGGAGCCCCCAACAAGAUGGAGAGGGGCCCCCCUGUGCAGCUGUUCAACACGCGGCAGUUCAUGGAAGAAAUGAAUCAGUACGUGACCUGGCACGGUCCGUCACCGCAGUUCGUCACCACCAUCUGCUUCGGCGAGGAAUUCCCCGACAUGGACGGCGCGAAGAAAUACGUCACCGUGCAGGUGGAGGCGCGCUUCGCGAGGCUGCUCUACGAGAAGGCCAAGGCGGAGGGCGCCUGCUCCCUGCGUGAGUUCGAGAUCUCCGCUCCCAACAAGGAGGACGAGAUCCUGGACAUCAUCAAGAGUCUGUGCGACAGCAUCGCCAUCUCCUCCUAGCGCCGCAGUUUCCUCUCUCGCCCUCCCUCCCUCCCUCCUCAUCGCUCCAUUCUUCUACCUUCCUCCUCCCAUCCUCCUCCCUCCUCCUCCCCCCUCCCCCCUCCAUCAUCCUCCCCCCUCCCCCCUCCAACAUCUUCCUCCUCCAGCACCUGAACCGGUCCUGGGCCACCUAGGUCGAUUCGGCCUAAAAUGGGUAACUGGGGCGGCGCGUAGCGAACGUCGCCACUGGGGAGACAAAGGCGGCUCCCGGCGUGGUUUCUGGCCACCCACCCUCUCGUGUGCCGUGCCAACCUAACUCAUCGGUGCUACUCCGCUAACAGCACUUGCCCCAACAGUCUGUUAAAGGCUACACACGGGGGAAGGGGGGUGGAUCUUUACCUUCGAUCCCAAUCGAGUAACUUGCAUGAAGUGAAAUUUUGUUUUCCAACUCGGCACGCGAUGGUGGCCCAACUCUUGCGAAGGGCGCCGCGGGGAUCAUUCAAUGUUCCUCGCGAAGUGACGCGCAGGGGCCUCGCUCUUCACCACCACCACCACCACCCGCCACCACCGCCCGCCACCACGGCCAACCAGCCAGGGCUGUCACGUGAACAGAACGUGGCCAAUUCGUCACGAGCACAGCACUAAGCGCUUGUGUGUCGGAGAGCCAAGACACAACCAUUUAUACUGGUAGGAACCUACUGGUUCCACCAGCCCACAGGGGAUUAUUGUGUCCGUCCG